This is a messenger RNA of Entelurus aequoreus (snake pipefish), 604 nucleotides long. It is a transcript of the gene nmbb, whose product is annotated as neuromedin Bb. Gene Ontology annotation, biological process: neuropeptide signaling pathway; positive regulation of hormone secretion. The record is from RefSeq and is a predicted model, not a curated record. The coding region runs from base 110 to 514 and encodes 134 amino acids. NCBI's taxonomy places the organism in Eukaryota, Metazoa, Chordata, Actinopteri, Syngnathiformes, Syngnathidae. The transcript has 3 exons. Gene Ontology annotation, cellular component: neuron projection. Gene Ontology annotation, molecular function: neuromedin B receptor binding; neuropeptide hormone activity.
AGGGUGAAAGGAGGCGGAUCUAGGCCAGGAGCGCCUAUAAAAGUGGGAAGGAUGCUCCACACUUGCAGGACACACGCACGCACACACACAUUGUGCUUCAUAGCCCAACAUGAAGGGUCUCACAGCGACCAACGUGUGCCAGUGUGGCUUAUUGACUUACUUUCUUUUCUUCUCCCUCACUUCUUUCACCACAGCAGUCAACUUUGACCUCACCGAGCUUCGGGAUAAAGUGGCCAAAAUCAAAGUCAGCCCCAGAGGGAACCUGUGGGCUACAGGGCAUUUCAUGGGCAAGAAGAGUGUGAUGGACACUCCUCUGCUCUCCUCUGCUGAGGACCAAGGUGAGGGUGCAGUGGAGGUCUCCCUGCCAGGGGGCCACAGCUCCCUCAGUGAGCUUUUCCAGGACUUGCUGCGGGUGGCGAUGCAAACACAGCUGGACUUGCAAGAUAGCCGUUUGAAAACUCAGGAAGCGAACAUGCUGAUGAGGAUUUUGGAGAGCAACAUGCGGAGAAAGUGAUGCAGAGGAUGGAUCAAAGUGUACAGUCUACAGUUUAUGAUGAUUGUAAUCCACGGCGCUCAUUUUCAAGACAUUUUGUGCCAUUUGCAA